Daphnia pulex (common water flea) is the source of this 317-nucleotide messenger RNA. Its product is annotated as segment polarity protein dishevelled-like. Gene Ontology annotation, biological process: canonical Wnt signaling pathway. Gene Ontology annotation, cellular component: cytosol. The coding region runs from base 4 to 234 and encodes 76 amino acids. Lineage: Eukaryota; Metazoa; Arthropoda; Branchiopoda; Diplostraca; Daphniidae. Gene Ontology annotation, molecular function: frizzled binding. The record is from RefSeq and is a predicted model, not a curated record. The transcript has 3 exons.
AAUAUGUCAAAUGACGAUGCCGUUCGCGUUUUACGAGAAGUUGUCCAGAAACCUAGCCCAAUCAAACUUGUAGUCGCCAAGUGUUGGUAUCCUAAUCCAAAAGGAUAUUUCACUUUACCCCGUACGGAACCCGUUCGCCCUAUUGAUCCCGGUGCGUGGGUUGCUCACACGGAAGCAGCAAGAGGUGGAACACAGUAUCCGAAUCGUCCGCCAUCUGUGGUAAAACCAGGCUAGUCGCGGGGCAAUAUGUAUUGCUUAGUCCACAAUCGUGGCUGCUCUUUUCCUUAUGGCAACAAGCAGUCGAGGUUCCCGGAAUG